Molecule: messenger RNA, 1323 nt
Organism: Ostreococcus lucimarinus CCE9901
Lineage: Eukaryota; Viridiplantae; Chlorophyta; Mamiellophyceae; Mamiellales; Bathycoccaceae
Exons: 1
Coding region: 1-1323 (440 amino acids)
Biological process (GO): rRNA processing
Cellular component (GO): nucleolus
Molecular function (GO): RNA helicase activity; RNA binding; ATP binding
Source: RefSeq, a predicted model, not a curated record
AUGUCGGCGAGCGAGGUGCAGGCGGCGCGAGACGCGUUGGCGGUGACGCAGGUGGACGGUUUGUCGACGGAUUUAGCGCCGGUGUCUUCAUUCGCAGAUGCGGGGUUUUCGAAGGAGCUGCUGCGAGUGACGGCACAGUUUAAGACGCCGUCACCGAUUCAAGCGCAAUCUUGGCCGAUCAUCAUGAGCGGGCACGACAUGGUGGGGAUCGCGGCGACGGGUUCCGGGAAGACGCUCGCGUUUGGGAUGCCGGCGCUGACGCAGAUUCACUCGCAACCACCCUGCAAGCCCGGUCAGCCGAUCUGUUUAGUGCUCGCACCGACGCGAGAAUUGGCGCAACAAACGGCCAAGGUGUUUGACGACGCCGGCGAGGCUUCUGGGGUGAGGUGCGUAUGCGUGUACGGGGGCGCUCCCAAGUACGAACAAAAGGCACAGAUGAAGGCGGGCGGCGGAGCCGCGGUCAUCGUCGCGACACCGGGUCGUCUUCGAGAUUUCAUGGAAGAGGGCGUGAUUAAACUUGAUAGAGUGACGAUGUUAGUGCUCGAUGAGGCCGAUCGCAUGCUGGAUUUGGGUUUUGAGCCUGAAAUUCGCGCCAUCGCCGGCGCCACGCGCGCCGAUCGACAAACCGUGAUGUUUUCUGCGACGUGGCCUCAGAGUGUGCAAAGCCUCGCUUCGGAGUUUAUGUGCAAUCCUAUCAAGGUUCGCAUCGGUGCCGAAGGUUUGAAAGCUUCUCAAAGCAUAACUCAAAUCGUCGAAGUCGUCGAGCCGCAGGACAAGGAUAGACAUUUGGCGCGAGUCAUGAAGCAAUAUUUGGGCAAAGGCAAAGAGGUGCCUCGAACCCUCAUUUUCGGUUUGUACAAGAAAGAGUGCGCAAAUUUGCACCAAAGACUUAGCCGUGAAUGGCCAGCAGUGUGUAUUCACGGCGACAUGUCUCAGCAUGAUCGUGAAAAGUCGGUCGAUGCGUUCAAGAAAGGCACGUCUCGAAUCUUGAUUGCCACCGACGUCGCCGCCCGAGGUCUCGACAUUAAAGAGGUGGAGUAUGUCAUCAAUUAUACGUUUCCUCUCACCACGGAGGACUAUGUUCACAGAAUCGGUCGUACCGGUCGCGCUGGUGCAACGGGCUUGGCUCACACAUUUUUUACAUUGCACGACAAGGCGAGAGCGGGCGAACUCGUCAACGUGUUACGAAAAGCUGGCGCAGAAGUUCCAGAAGAACUCACUAAGUUCGGCACGCACGUGAAGAAGAAAGAAAGUAAGUUGUAUGGCGCGCAUUUCAAGGACGUGGACAUGUCGGUGAAGGCUACGAAGAUCACGUUCGAUUAA